AUGAGCCUUCAGUAUCCUCCUGUGAUCAUGGCCACUAUCCAGAGUGCUGCUCUGGGUGGCAUCGCCAAUGUCUUGGCCCAAGUCAUUACAGCCUAUAGAGCUGGGACAGAUGUCGUUAUAGAUUGGGUUCCCGUCUUCCAGUUCCUACUAUUCAACAUUAUUUGCACACCACCCAACUUCUACUGGCAAGACUUUCUUGAAUCAACGUUCCCAGCACACCCUGAGGAACCCUCUAAGCCCAAGGAUCCCAAAGGCGCUGCAAAGGCUCAGCCCAAGCUCUCAGUCCGCAACACCCUCAUCAAGUUCACCUUGGACCAGACUGCUGGUGCCGCUGCGAACACGCUUCUCUUUAGCACAUACGUUCACGCCCUCCGAUUUGCCAUCAAGGAUGUCCCUGUCAUCACUAGCCUUCCUAAGGCUGUUACUUACUGGACUUCCCCGCGUACCAUUGACUUUAGUCGAGUCGACUGGACCGUAGUCUGGAAGGCUGCCAAGGCCGACUUUGCUCCCCUCAUCUAUGCCGGUUGGAAGCUCUGGCCUGCUGUGAGCAUCGUCAACUUUGCUGCUAUCAAGACUGUCGAGGGACGCAACCUUGUUGGUGCCCUGGCAGGUGUUGCUUGGGGAAUUUACAUGAGCCUCAUUGCCGCACAGUAA
This is a messenger RNA of Fusarium pseudograminearum CS3096, 654 nucleotides long. RefSeq lists its product as uncharacterized. The coding region runs from base 1 to 654 and encodes 217 amino acids. The record is from RefSeq and is a predicted model, not a curated record. NCBI's taxonomy places the organism in Eukaryota, Fungi, Ascomycota, Sordariomycetes, Hypocreales, Nectriaceae. Gene Ontology annotation, cellular component: cytoplasm; membrane. The transcript has 3 exons.